Messenger RNA from Polychytrium aggregatum, 1606 nucleotides. RefSeq names its product nucleotide-diphospho-sugar transferase. NCBI's taxonomy places the organism in Eukaryota, Fungi, Chytridiomycota, Chytridiomycetes, Polychytriales. The record is from RefSeq and is a predicted model, not a curated record. The transcript has 2 exons. Bases 138 to 1436 code for a protein of 432 amino acids. Gene Ontology annotation, biological process: biosynthetic process. Gene Ontology annotation, cellular component: cytoplasm.
AUCUCGGCCGACGCCAUCUCGCAAGCCCGCUCUGCAGCGCAAACCUCUUCUUCCCCCGGAGCCAACGCCGUCUGCGCCGAGCACCUGCCGCCUGUACGUCCUGCAACCCUGUUCGUAAUCAAAGCCUCGCCAUCGCCAUGUCUGUCCUGAAAGGCGUCGUCCUCGUUGGUGGGCCCUCCGUGGGCACCCGCUUCCGCCCGCUGUCCAUGGACUGCCCCAAGCCUCUCUUCCCGAUUGCAGGCACCCCCAUGAUUUACCACCACGUCGCCGCGCUGGCCCAGCUGAGCGGCAUGAAGGAGAUCAUCCUCAUCGGCUUCUUUGACCAAGCUAUCUUUGAUCGGUUCUUGAUGGAGAUCCAGAUCGAGUUCCCGGGCGUUUCCAUCAGAUACCUCCGCGAAUACAGCGCCCUCGGCACCGGCGGCGGCCUCUACCACUUCCGCGACGAAAUCCUUCGCGGCGACCCGGACCAUAUCUUUGUCCUCAACGCCGAUGUCGCCUCGUCCUUCCCGCUUGCUGAAGUCCUCGCCUUCCACAAGGAAAAGAGCGCCAUUGGCACGAUCAUGGGCAUGCAUGUGCCUCGCAGCGAUGUCCACAAAUACGGAUGCGUCGUCGUGCACCCCACUACCCAGGAAGUCUCACACUUUGUAGAGAAGCCCGAGACCUUCAUCUCGGACAUUAUCUCGUGCGGCAUCUACGUCUUUGACAAGAACAUCUUCCCGGUCUUCCAGACGGCAGUUGCCCGCCGCCGCGAGCGCGAGAUCGAGGAGGGCAUUUCGUCUCGAACCCCCGACGAGCGCAUCCGUCUCGAGCAGGAUGUCCUCAACUUCCUGGCCGGCGAAGGCAAGCUCUUUGCCCACAUCAUUGACACCUCCGUCAACUUUUGGAUGCAAAUCAAGACCGGUAGCUCGCUAAUCCCCGCCAACCGCGAGUAUCUCCAGCACUUCAGACAGUCCAACCCCAAGCGCCUCUCGACGGGCCAAAAGUUCAGCCCCAGCGACGUCGCUAAGGCCCUGGCCACGGGCGUCGUCCUGCCGCAGCACCCCGAGUACAUCUCGCCCGUGUACAUUCACCCGACUGCUGUUGUCCAUCCUACGGCCAAGAUCGGCCCCAACGUCAGUAUCGGCCCGCGCGCCCUCGUCGGCCCGGGUGUGCGCAUCCGCGACUCGAUCGUCCUCGACAACACCGAGGUCAAGCACGACUCGAUCUUGGUCAACUCUGUCAUUGGCUGGGAGACCAAGAUCGGCGCCUGGGCGCGCGUGGAGGGUGCUCCCGGUGAGGCCAGCACCUACAACGCCACCUCGAAGGGCUUCAAGAUCCCGUCGGCCUGCAUCGUCGGCAAGGACGUCUUCAUUGCCGACGAGAUUGUUGUCCGAAACUGCAUUGUGCUUCCCCACAAGGAGAUCCGCAGCAGCGUCCACAACGAAAUUUUGAUGUAAUCUGCCGCGUCGCUCCGCCCAGCCCAGCGCGGCGCAUCGCAUCGCAACGCAUUGCAUCACACUGCAUUGCACUGCAUCGCGCGGCGCACCGAUGCGUCGCCGAUGACGAUAGAUCCGAUCCCCUUUGUUCUUGCUUUGUGCCUUCUUGCCAAUAUAGCCUGUUCUGAAAA